This is a messenger RNA of Fusarium venenatum, 4506 nucleotides long. RefSeq lists its product as uncharacterized. Lineage: Eukaryota; Fungi; Ascomycota; Sordariomycetes; Hypocreales; Nectriaceae. The record is from RefSeq and is a predicted model, not a curated record.
AUGGCGAUAUCAUCGCAGCCGUUGACAAGGGAGACCGCCAAUCCCAACGCUGCGACCGCCGCCGCAUCGGCCUUUAUGCGACGGGAAACAACGCCAUCUUUGUCAUCAGCAGCAGCCGCAGCCGCUCUCAAAGCUCGACCUACAACACCAACAAAUGUCUCUCAGGUCCAAUCGAAGCGAGUUUCGCGCAGGAGCGCAUCUGUAUCGUCUUCCGGCAGCCGGGAUAGGCGGAGUCGGGAUCUUCAUCGAUCGCCGAGUGCGAAUUCCAUGACAGAGCGGACCUUUCGAUCUCCUUCGCCAUCGCCAGCUAGGAACCCUGCUCCACAGUCCAAUGAUGUUCCUCCGGUCCCCAAGAUUCCUCAAAAUGAGCAAGCCAAAUCCGAUGCAAAGAACCCAACCCGCAAACGGGCAACAAGUUUACAGACGCAGUCUUUUCAAACAGCCAGCCAAAAGAUGAAAAACGGUCAAGGCACAUGGUUUGGAGCAGCUGCAGCUGGGGAUAUGUCCAAUAUGCGACGAGCCACCGUGGUUGAUAAGAGAGCGUCAGUAGAUUUACGUCCCACCAGUCCAAGCUCCAUCAACUUCUCCUAUCCCCGUUCUAUGACUGACUCACCCAGUCAAUCAAACAACGAAAUGGUGUACGAUCCCAAUUCAAGGCGGAUGGUUCCUCAGGUGCAGUUGCUGAUGCAAGAACAAAAUAUCCGAGAUGCAUCCGAGAAACCUGUCCGCAAACAGAAGCAUGAAAGCUCCAGGGCUGGCACCCAUCUUUCCAAGGGGACAUUAGGACGGUUAAAGGGUACAGCAGUCGAACCAGCGUCUCCGCCACUUAAAACGUCCAAACACGUACAAAGUCCGCCAGUCGUUCAUGCGGCCGUUACACAACCUGGACAGGCCAAAGAGGUCAUCCCAGUCAAGUCUGAGCCGGAGCCCGCGCCAGAACCGGAUCUUGAGUUCGAACCAGAUGUCGAGCGUGGGGUAAAGUCUGUAGCAAGGCCCAGCGUGCUUGAGGAGCAAAUGAUGAACGAGUCGGAUCUAGAGUCAGACGAUGAAGCGUCAAGGCAAACAAAUCACAUUGUUGCAAGCCCACCUCGAAUUAACAAGUCUGAAACCUCCGUUAGGAAGCGCCCGUCAAUCGUACAUGAAGAUCGUGAACGGGAGGAGGAAUACGAGCCGGUCACGACGACUAUGUCCCAGGAACGCCCAGUGGAUGAAGUCGAUGCGAUACCUGUCAAGUCUACUACUCCGCCCCAAACGCAGCCAUCGGUUCUGGUGGAUCAUCACAACGAAAGCGUGCGUCGCACUCGUGUACACUCUGAAAGCCCUGCCCGUAGUCCCGGUCGCACAACACACUUUGCGCCCAAAGCCGAUCAACUACUCGUCAGGCACGAGCCACCUCCACGAUCAUUGUCACCUCGAAAAUCUGCUCUCAAAUAUUCAAGCCCUCGUGACGCGUCUCCUUCAGAAGAUGGCUCAGACGCAUCCGUUGCAUGGUCAGGCAUGACUCGAGAAGAUUCAGAUAUUUCACGAAAGAAAAGUGUGCGGGUUAGUUUUGAUGAUGGAAACACAGCAAUUAUGGGCGAGGCUACGCCGGCAUCUGAUACGGAUUCGCCACGGUUAGCCAGUCCUCAGUCUAAGAAGCCUUGGCACAGCAUCAUCGGACGGAAUAAGAGAGACUCGAUAACUUUGGACGAAGACGAAACAAUGACCCCCCGUCCUGCUCUCCCUUCUUUUGGAAGUGUUCGUGAGAAGAAGGUCAGAGAACCCGAGGAACGACCCCUGGUUCGGCCCACGGACAGAUCAGCAUCACCACCAGUUGCUUCAUCUUCAUACCCUGCGGCUGAUCAGUCAACUACACAGGAUUUGGCUCAGUCCAGUGAUCAUGCUAUUGGCUCUAUCUUGUCACAAGAAGAAGCCUCUCGCAAUGAAGCCAACACCUCCAGAUACCGAGAGCCACUGCCUCCUGUAGUCACCUCUGUUGACGGCCAGGGAUAUAUUAGUAACAGCGACUUGGAAUCCGAUAUUGAAUCAGACAUCGGAAACUUAGAGACUCAGACAUCCACAGGCCACGGGCUUGAAACACAAACCACAGUCAGUGAUACAACUGGCGGAGUUGAGAGUGGUUCGGCAAAAUCUAGUCCCAGUGACAACAUACCGACGAUUUCAAUCAUACAUCCUAGUCCGCGUAUCCCAGAUGAAAACCAGUCAGACUCGCCUUCAGACUUCUUUGAUGUCCCUGGAGAUUUUCCUGCAGAAACUGACGCUAGUAACAACAAGAAGGGAAUAUCCGAUGAGAGUAAAGAGCCGGCACAAAUUGCGACUCGACGAUCCUUCGAGUCAAACAGUGCAGUAUCCUCAAACUCCCAGAUGCAUGAUAUCCAAGAAGAGUCAGAAGAAUCCGAUGGGAGCAGCAUCUACAGUGACGCUUAUGAGGACCUGUCCGAUAUGGAGGGUGACGGCUUCUUAUCGCUCGAUGCAGUUGUGGAUAGCCCCGUUGAGCCCACUGUUCCCCAAAAGGUAUUAGAAAGGGCAAUGGCCAAAUCUCAAGAGGCCGACAAGUCUCGGCAGUCUACGCCUGUAAAAAGCACCCCUCAGUUGCCUCUUCAGUCACCCAGUGACUGGCAGACUGCAAAGGCGUAUUGGAGGAGUCUAAGCCCGGAGGGUAGACGCCAGCUUGAAAAAGAGGCUAUGGAGGAUUCUGACGAAGAACCCAUCCCAGAAGAAACAGUGCGUCGACCAAAGCACAAGACUACAAGUCACACCAAGGCAAAGGGUGUGAAGGAACCAGUCCGAGAACCCGUGGAAGAAGCCGAAGUUCCAGAAAAGCAUCGCGAUACGAAACGAAUCUAUCAAAUUCAACCAGGCACGAGCUGGCCCCGCGAUGAUGUUGAAAAGCGUCGGGAACAUACUUCCACUUCCAACAACGCAACACCAAACGGGGGAGGCAAGCUCCGCAAGUCUAUGCGAGGUUCUGCGGCCCCAGCAGUCGAUAGUUCAAGACCAGCUCAGGAUGGCAGCAUGCGUAAAUCUAUGAGAUCUGGCGCUGCUCCCUCGAGCCCGCAGCAUUCGCACGACGGCCAUCUACGCAAGUCUCUUCGUCAAGAGCCUGAGGCUAGUACCACUCCGAACACUGGGAUGCGUAAAUCGCUUAGAGCAAACGGCUCUACGGCUAAUGGACACAACAUGUCCCCAACUCCAAAGGGUGCUCGGCCUACAUCUUAUCAACCAGCAACCGCAUCCGAGACGGUUAAAACCAAACGUCGCACACAUUCUGAAGACAGGGGACCUACUAUGCGAGGUGCCACGAAUCCAGCCCCGACACGCCGAGGAUCUGACUCCAGCGAAAGCAGUUUCCGACGUGCAAAGAUGGGAGGUGGGGAAGGUCUUGGCUUCCGUAAGACGAUGAGAGGAAGCGUUCGAGAACCAGCGCCAGCGGCAUCACCAGCUCAAGAAAUUCCCCGUGGAAGUAGUCGAUUCAGCCUUCGGUCGCUAUCUCCUACCGGGUUCCGACGCAACUCUAACACAAGUUCACCUCCGCCUGUUGCGAUGGGUGGUCGUAUGCGACAAUCCCUGCGCUCCGAAUCGUCUGAAGCUGAGUCUUCUCGCAAGCGUCUUUCUGGAUUUGGCCGUUCAGCCAAAGCUAAGAAAUCAAAAGGCGGGAGUCGUUUCGAAGAUUCAAGCGACGAAGAUGAGACGCGCCCAUCUUUCCGUAGUCGUUUUGCCGAUUCCAGUGACGAGGACGUUCCUUCGCCCAUGCCCAAGCAAAAGCGUGUACCGAAAACACUGCGAGACUCGACUUCAAAUGAUGCCGCCGCUGCCGCCAUGAAAGCCCCUCCUUCUCGUGCUGGUAUUCAAGAUUCCCCUGACCUACCAGACAGUGACGACGACGAAGAAGAGCAAACACAGCAGAGAAUUACUUCCAAUGGUGCAGCUUCUCGAUCUGCUCCAGUAUUGAACCGCAACGGCUCAGGGCGAGGCAAUUUCGGCGUCCAGAAUGAAAUUAUCGAGAAAACAGGGGAACGGCCAGGCCACAAGCGACGAGGCAGCUUUAUGUCGUCAAUUCUGCGGCGCAAAAGGGACCCCUCUGAUAAGGUUUCUCGCAACAAAAGUGAGAGCGCAUCCCGCAAGGAUACCCAUCUGGAGCGUGCCCCGGAGCGUCUUGCUGUUAUUCGAAGCAACAGUGAAGGAGCUGCCCAUAACUCACGCCUGCAGAAACGUGGGGCGAAUUGGCCUCUCAAAGACCAUGAGCACGCUCACGAAGAGGAGGACCAUUUUGAUGAAGGCUCCCAGAACACAUACGUCGUCGAUGAGGAGAAAAGGCCAUCUACUGCUGGCGGUCUUGGCUCAUCUCCAUCUUCUCCGACAAACAAAACAGGCUUCCUCAAGCGUCGCAGUACUUCUCAUAGUCAAAUGCGCUCCCAUGCCAUGUCGACUGAUGGUUCAGAGGUCGGCACGCCAAAGAAGAAGAAGUUUGGAGCACUACGAAGAAUGUUCAAGCUUGACGAGUGA